AUGUUCGCCGUCCCAGGUUGGUCGGUCGAGACCUCUGCUCUCAAGGCGCAGACCGAGCCACAAGCUCAGAAGAAAUCUGAACCAAAACCCAAUGCCCAAUCGAACAAGCGCAAGAGGGAUAAUGAUAAUGUCACCAAGCGCAAUGUGGAUCAGAUGUACCGCCGGCAUAUCGAAGGACAGAACGAUACUCCCAAAGGCAAGAAGCAGAAUGCGAAUAACAACUCCAUGAAGCCGGAAAAGAAGCGCAAGAAGGAACAGAAGCAGCAGAACGAAGAUGCUCAGGCAGAACAAAACGCAGAGCCGGAAGCCAAGCCGAACACGCAGGAGGAACCAGCUCAGGGUGAAGGAAAGAAGGCAAACAAGAAGCAAAAGAAGAACAAGAACAAAUCUCAGCAGCCCGGGUCCGAGGAAGCCACCACGGCAGCCCCAAGCAAUGAGUCCUUACCCGUGGCACCACCAACGACCCAGGCAACCCUUACUCCUCUCCAGCAAGCUAUGCGACAGAAGUUGAUUUCGUCCCGUUUCCGACAUCUGAAUGAAACCCUCUACACCACGCCCUCGGCCAAAGCCCUUGAGCUGUUCACCGCGAACCCAGAGCUGUUUGAUGAAUACCAUGCUGGAUUCUCGCGUCAAGUUAAGGAGUCUUGGCCCUCCAACCCCGUUGAUGGCUACGCCCAAGCUAUUCGGUCCCGAGGCAAGAUCUCAUCUGCCCCGAAGAAGGGUGGCAGACCCGACAAGAACAAGAAUUCGCUGGCCCUUCCCCGCCGACCCAAUGGAUUGUGUACCAUUGCUGACCUUGGAUGUGGUGACGCCCAGCUCGCCAGCGGACUCACACCCUCUGCACAGAAGUUGAACCUGAAGCUUCUUAGUUAUGACUUGCAUGCCCCCAACCAACUUAUCACCAAAGCGGAUAUUUCCAACCUCCCCGUUAAAGAAGGCUCUGUUGAUAUUGCUAUCUUUUGUCUUAGUUUGAUGGGCACCAACUGGGUGUCAUUUGUGGAGGAGGCAUGGCGAGUGCUGCGCGGUGACGGCAAGGGCGAAUGCUGGGUUAGUGAGGUCAAGAGUCGCUUUGGAAAAGUCAACCGCAAGAAGGCCCAAAUCGGCGCCAAGAAGCCCCUCAGCAAGGCCGAACAGAAGAAGCAGAAGAAGAAGCGCGGAGGUGCCGACGAUGAUGCCGGCUCAGAUGCCGAUGAUGCAGACAUCUACGCUGAGGAUGCCCGCCCGGCCGCUGACAACGAUGAAACCGAUAUCUCCACUUUCGUUGAAGUGUUCCGGACGCGUGGAUUCACCCUCAAACCUGAGUCUGUGGACAAGUCCAACAAGAUGUUUGUCAGGAUGGUGUUUGUGAAGCACGGCACGCCCACAAAGGGCAAACAUGCGUCUGUUACUGGUACCGGCGGAUCAGGGCCAGGAAAGAAGAAGUUCAUCGACAAGCAGCCCGAGGGAAAUAACAUGACACCCGAGGAAGAAGCCGCUGCUCUUAAGCCUUGUGUCUAUAAGAUUCGGUAG
This is a messenger RNA of Aspergillus wentii DTO 134E9, 1509 nucleotides long. RefSeq names its product 25S rRNA (adenine645-N1)-methyltransferase. Bases 1 to 1509 code for a protein of 502 amino acids. The transcript has a single exon. Gene Ontology annotation, molecular function: rRNA (adenine) methyltransferase activity. The record is from RefSeq and is a predicted model, not a curated record. NCBI's taxonomy places the organism in Eukaryota, Fungi, Ascomycota, Eurotiomycetes, Eurotiales, Aspergillaceae. Gene Ontology annotation, cellular component: nucleolus. Gene Ontology annotation, biological process: ribosomal large subunit biogenesis; rRNA methylation.